AUGGCUGCCGACGAGGAGCCUGUACCCCGUCUUGAUGACGACCCCUCGACUGCCGCUGACGCUUUAUCUUUGCAUACCAUCGCUGAUGUCGAUGCAUAUGCGUCGCAAGAGCAGGAAGAUGCUGACUUUGCGCUUGCGCUAGCUCUGGAAGAGCAAGAGAGCGAACGAUAUGCCCGAACGCAAAGGAUCCUUCAGAGUCAGGAUCUCAAUCAAGCCAACGCACCGCCGCAAGCACCUGUACCUGUGGAGGCACAAGACGAAACACCACCUCCACCCUAUAGCGAUGAUCCCGAUGCGGUUGAGGUUGACGGAAAUCUGCCGCCUUAUCGCGAUGACCCAGAUGCAGUACCUGCUGAGGGUGAAGCGGAUGAAGCAGCCACUGAGCCCGUCAAACGUCAACAUGCCAUUGUACGAAUUCUCAGGAGACUAGGUAAAGUGUGGCUCUGCUGUCUCAUGAUCUCAACGUUCGUUACCAUUGCCAUCCUCGUGGUAGCGGUCAUCUUGGUCUUUGUUUAUGGCAAAAAGCUUGACCCAAGCAAGCCAUCCAAAGAGGCAGCGUGGUUCGCAUCUGGCUCAUCUGACUACGAUUUGAAGCUGCCCAAGCUCUAUCCUGCUCUCGAAGCAGGUACUACAGACACUUGCCAGAACACCUGGACGCAACACGGCCUUGGUCUGUCCUGCCAUCGCAUGUUACUAUCUUCAGCAUGGGACAAUGGUGAUGCCGACGAGGUCAAGGCGGAGGAAGCAGAUCCCUACUUCUACUCCCAAGCUGUCUGCACACCUAAGUGUCUCACCAGUCUCGCAAGGAUGGCAGAGCCCCUGGCCAAAAGCUGCACCAACCGAACGGACCGUUUCAACUUUGCAAGUUACGGCAAUGAUGGAAGGGCAUACUUUCAAAAAGGCAAGAUUGAAGAAGGUCCGGCACACGUUGUGAAAAACUUGCUCGAACGCUACGAUCGGUUUUGUCAACGCCCAAAGCGUGGAGUCUCACGCGACAAAACGGAGUACGGGACCUGCGCGGCCGACCUAUGGAUGCAAUGGGGCAUUGUCGAUGGCAAGAACGAGGCGCAUCUCAAAGGCCUGGACGCCUUCUUGGAGCAGACGUCAGUGAGGAAGACCAUACGUGGUGGGUUGCGACGAGUCUCUUUGCUUUUACCGAACGGCGUCAACAGGACCAGCAGCAUCCACGAGCCACAGCUCAGUGUUGGUCCCGAGGAGAACGCAACGGAAUGUGGGUGGUGCACCCUGAACUGGUUAGAUCGUAAGAUGCGUAGCUUUGAGUUUGGGCAGAUCCUGGAUCCGGCUACAGGCGAAGCCCUCGGCCUGUCCGAGUUCCGCGACAAGCUUAGAAAGGCAAUCUUGAGGUGUAGACAUAAUGAUGCUCGGGGGGUAAUGGCCAGAGUGGACAAAAAGUGGGAAGAACUCGGGUGGUGGUGCGGAGACAAACCAUGCAAUCUCGACAAGCCAGAAUUUUCCAACGAGACCAAGGCCAUCCUACACGGAUUGCCCCGCGAAGCGCUGCUUGAGGAUCGAGAAAAUCUGGAGAAGUUGAAGAAAGAGGGCGCUCCAGAAGUCGUGUUGCGAGCGGGCCAGACGCUGCUGGAUGGCUUGACGGACAUGCCUUGCUACGUGGGAUUUGACCCGGUUAUGGCUAAGCGUGAGAUCAUCCCCUCCGAGCACAUCGUCGGACGUCUUUGCAGCGACCAAUGCCGUAACGCUCUCGACCGCUUCAUACAGCAGCAUGGCGACCUCUUCCGCGAAGCUGCACGCAACCGCGAAUAUGGCCGUAUGUUUGCUUGGCCCUUUGAAGUCGCCAAACAGCUGGACAGGGUCUGUCUCAGCGCCUCUCCCGGCGCCGCCCUACAACCAUCUGAGAACCUUUGCGCUCCAGGGUAUGCCGCACUCGGCUGGCCAGAAUGGAUCUUCGCCGGGACAUACGGCGGAUAUCCCGACCCACCCAUUCGCGCCCAAAUUCUUGACGUCUUCUCAAAGAGCAUUGAUGAACUCGCUGCCCGACUCUCUAAACAUACACUCAAUUGCCGCCGUGGUGACUUCGACUGUGCGCGCACCCGAGCAAAGAUAAUCGCCGAGUCGCCUUGCAACACGUGCGCUGGAAAGAUCUUCAUCGGAUCUGAGGGUAGCUGGAAGGCCACAACUGAUGAAUUCCUCAACGAUAAAGAUAUCAAUGGCACGGAGUAUGUGGCUGCGGCGAAGAAAGGGUGGAGGACGUGUGCUAAGAUGCAUGGAUUGCGGUUCAGCGAAGCGAAGUGGAAGGGGAUGUGGAGAGAACGUGGGCUAGACGUGUAUGAUUGA
Molecule: messenger RNA, 2313 nt
Organism: Didymosphaeria variabile
Lineage: Eukaryota; Fungi; Ascomycota; Dothideomycetes; Pleosporales; Didymosphaeriaceae
Exons: 2
Coding region: 1-2313 (770 amino acids)
Source: RefSeq, a predicted model, not a curated record